This is a messenger RNA of Biomphalaria glabrata, 1278 nucleotides long. RefSeq lists its product as uncharacterized. The transcript has 3 exons. Gene Ontology annotation, molecular function: G protein-coupled receptor activity. The coding region runs from base 1 to 1278 and encodes 425 amino acids. Gene Ontology annotation, cellular component: membrane. Gene Ontology annotation, biological process: cell surface receptor signaling pathway; G protein-coupled receptor signaling pathway. The record is from RefSeq and is a predicted model, not a curated record. NCBI's taxonomy places the organism in Eukaryota, Metazoa, Mollusca, Gastropoda, Planorbidae.
AUGAUUUUAACAGUGUCCGGCAAGAAAGUUAAAGAUUUUGAAUCAGCUUUCCUAUCAGAAAUAGUACAAAAGGAUGCAUUUAACCUGUCAGAUGUACAAAAUAUUAAUCUACAACCAUUUUUUAUUUUAAAACCUUUACGGCGUUUAAACCAGCUUGAUCAAGAAGGCCUAUAUGCUUCAAACGCCAAUAACAACAUGUAUCCACGAGUUAUCACGAAACAGAAAAAUGAUGAAGAUUUAAUAAGUUCAUUUGAAUCCUGCGAUAAUAAAGUUUUUUUAAACCAAGUAUUGAUUUGUAAGCAUUUACUUUUAGAUCAAUCUUUCUUCCAUGUUAUCAUUGACGACCAGACUUUACCUCCAAAUGUGACUAUAACCAUAGACUUUAAUGUCACAAAGGUACACAUCACAGAUAAUAAAGAUUUAAUGAUGGUUGAUUUUGAUGACGAUGGAAGACUCCUUGUCUGUAUUGAUUUGAUGGAUAGGAAAUUAAAGGAAUGGAAAGAAAGAGAUCCAGACAUUGACCAACGUUGCAAGGAGACACAGUGUUUUGUUGAAAACAUUUUAACGUGGGUCUGUUUCAUUAUUUCCAUUGUAUGCCUUCUAAUGACCUUGUUGACAUACUGCAUGUUUUCAGCCCUGAGAAUGAAGGCUGGUGUAAACAACAUGUUUCUCAGCUUCAGUCUUCUCUUGGCCCAAGUCUCUCUGAUGUUCAGCGCUUACACUUCUGCUCCCGGCAUUCCUUGUAAAAUCAUUGGUGUCCUGACUCAUUUCCUGUGGCUUUGGAACUUCUCAUGGAACUUCCUCUGUACCUUUCACAUGUUUCGAGUUUUCACUGCCGGACCCAGAAUGAACAAUGAACGAAAUAUGACACGUGAGACCUGGAAGUGGUUGAGUGUGUCGUUAGCUUUGCCAUUGUCUGUUGUCAGUUCAGUUAUAACAUAUAACACCUUCAAAUCACAAGGGAGAGAAUUAGGAUAUGGAAAUGUUCAAUGUUAUUUAGACUCUCCGUUUUUCAUUGUUUCUCACAACCUUCAGUUUCUCACAACCUUGAGUUUCCCACAACCUUCAGUUUCCCACAACCUUCAGUUUCCCACAACCUUCAGUUUCUCACAACCUUCAGUUUCUCACACCCUUCAGUUUCCCACAACCUUCAGUUUCCCACACCCUUCAGUUUCCCACAACCUUCAGUUCCUCACAACCUUCAUUUUGAGGGAAAAACAGUUUCUUACAACUAAACAGUGGCUUAGCUCCAAACUCAAAGUCCCACUCAGCCCCUAA